UUUUCUCAAAGUCAUUUACGUCACAGUCAGGAAGCAGCGAUAUCUCCGUGCGAGAGUAAUCCUUCUUCCGCAGUGUUGCUUUGAUUGACCGGUGCAUUUUCUGGAGUUUAUUCCCAGCUCUAACCCGUUCUUAUAACUGAAAGGCAGGUAUUGGUGACAGCAUGGCUCCACUCCUGUUGAACCACCUCGUCAGCUCCCUAACCCGCCAUCUGACCCAGAUCACCCUCAGCCAAUCCUACCCUAUCACCACCACCAUCAUCUCCCGAUGCCUUUCCUCCCUUACCUCCUACCCAGUCAGAGUGCUCCUGACGCCAAGUAGACCCAUCCAGCCCUUGGCCUUCUCCCCUGGAUCUUCUUCCCAGGGCCGGGUCGCCCUCCAGGGCCAGUGUCAGCACCUGGCCUGCCUCCAGCCCGCUGUAGGGAUGAAAACCAAGAGUGCUCUGAAACGCCGCUGUAAAGACUGCUUCUUUGUGGUGCGGCGGGGAUGUCUGUUUGUGUUCUGUAAGGCUCAUCCCAGACACAAGCAAAGGCAGGGAUGAGGUGGUGAAGAGGAGCAGGGGUUAUGAUAAUGAUUUGUGUAUGGCCCUGUGAAUUGUUUGUUACUUGUAUUGUAUUGCCACAUUAAAGUGUUUGACUGAUUGACAGAUA
Messenger RNA from Oncorhynchus tshawytscha (Chinook salmon), 648 nucleotides. Its product is annotated as 39S ribosomal protein L36, mitochondrial. Gene Ontology annotation, cellular component: ribosome; mitochondrial large ribosomal subunit. The record is from RefSeq and is a predicted model, not a curated record. Gene Ontology annotation, biological process: translation; ribosome biogenesis. The transcript has 2 exons. Bases 162 to 539 code for a protein of 125 amino acids. NCBI's taxonomy places the organism in Eukaryota, Metazoa, Chordata, Actinopteri, Salmoniformes, Salmonidae. Gene Ontology annotation, molecular function: structural constituent of ribosome.